This is a messenger RNA of Candidula unifasciata, 2476 nucleotides long. Lineage: Eukaryota; Metazoa; Mollusca; Gastropoda; Stylommatophora; Geomitridae. The record is from the annotation of a GenBank genome assembly.
AUGGCGUCGUUCGUGGCGGUCCCACUGAAGAAGACCUACGAGGUGGACUUAACCAAACCGCUGAGAACUUUCAUACACAACACUUUCACACAGGCCAAUGUGGAAGAUUAUAACACGGCCUUGAGUGAGUUUAACAAACUACGAGCUGCUAUGGUCGCUAAAUCUGUGGAUAAACAUGAAACCGCCCUGGAAGUUUUGUAUCGGUACUAUGACCAGCUAGUUGCUAUUGAGAACAAGUUACCCAUCGCAGAAAAUCAGAUUCGUGUACAGUUUAAGUGGCGAGAUGCCUUUGAUGAAGGAUCAUUUUUGUCUGGCAAGAGGAACUUGGCUAUUGCCUCUGCUGCCUACGAGAAGGUGUGCAUUCUCUUCAACAUUGCUGCCCUACAGUCUCAGGUAGCCGCUGUACAGAAUCAUGACAGUAAUGAUGGGCUGAAACUUACAGUCAAGCUGUUCCAGCAAGCCUGUGGAAUCUUUGGUCACCUCAAGGACAUUGUCCUCUCCCAUGUGCGACAGGACCCAACCCCUGACAUCAACCCAGACACACUGAGUGCCCUAGCUGCCCUGAUGCUGGCCCAGGCACAGGAGUCUAUCUAUAGGAAGGCCACACAAGAUAAAAUGAAGGAAGCUAUGAUUGCCAAACUGGCAUACCAGACAUCUGAGCUGUAUUCAGAUGCAGCCAAACUGAUGCAGCUGGGCUCCAUCCGAGAACUCUGGCCAAAGGACUGGCUGCCCAUUGUGAUAAUGAAGCAGAAUGCCUUCCAUGGACUGGCUGAGCUGUAUCAGAGCAUUGUGUGUCAGCAGUCCAAGGGUUACGGGGAAGAGAUUGCUAGACUGCAGCAUGCAAAGGAACUUUUGAUUAGCUCACAGAAUCGUGGCGGGGCAGUGUUCUGCUUCCGCCAGGAAUUGUCUCGUGUGGAGCGAGCCUUGGAGUCAGCACUGAAGGACAACAAUUUCAUCUACCAUGAUAAAAUCCCUGACCUGAAGACCCUUCAGCCAAUAGGAAAAGCUGUUGUUGCAAAGCCAACCCCCGUGUCUCAGCCGAUGAGUGCCAAGUUUACAGAUUUGUUUGACAAGAUUGUUCCACUACCUGUACACGAGGCACUGGCCAGCUUUGAAAACCGCAAGUCACAGAUUGCCAGCUUGGAAAUAGGGCGGCUUCGAAGUGCCACUGACCUUCUGAAUAGUGUGCUAGCUUCCCUGAACCUGCCUGCUGCUCUAGAAGAUCUGUCUGGUGAAAGAGUACCCCAUUCUCUCCUUGAGAAGGCCCAGCAAAUCCAGGAGCUGGGAGGACUUGCCAAACUUGAUCAGUUAAUGACUGACCUUCCUGAGCUUCUCACUCGGAACAGGGAGAUCCUUGAUGAGAGCAUCAAAACCCUGGACGAAGAAGGCAGGUCCGACCAGCAGCUGAGAGAACAGUUCAAAGAACGAUGGACAAGAACCCCCUCGGCAGGCCUGACCAAACCCAUGCGAGAGGAGGCUGGCAAGUACCGGAUGAUCCUGGAUACAGCCGUUCAAGCGGACCAGAUGGUCAAGGAGAAGUUUAACGCCCAUAAAAGUGCAAUAUCUCUGUUGUCAAAGCCAAAGGGUGAACUUGAGGCUGCCCUGCCAGCGGCCAGUGCUGUAGCCUCCCUGCAGAAGAGCAGUGUGGUUGUCAGGCUGAGGGAGCUUCUUGAGCAGGUGAACACAAUCAAGGCAGAGAGAGAAGUCAUCGAGGUAGAAGUUAAAGAUGCCAAGUUUGAUAUGAGUGGCACAUUUUUGGCGGCUCUCGCAGCAGAGGGUUUGAUCAACGAAGAAUCCAUUUCUGUGUCAGAGUUAAACAAGGUGUAUGCACCUCUCCGAGAACAAGUGACAGACAGCCUUCAUCGUCAGGAUAUACUUCUCUCACAGAUUCAGAAUGCAAAUACAGAGUUCUGCAAUGCUAAAACCUCCAGCCAGAAUGCAGCCCAGCGAGAGACACUGCUCAAAGACCUGGCCGCUGGCUUUGACAUGUUUAUGGAACUCAAGGGCAACCUGGAAGAAGGCACAAAGUUUUACAAUGACCUGACCCCGCUGCUAGUGCGUCUGCAGACCAAGAUAAACGAUUUCUGCUUCGCCCGUAAGACUGAAAAGGAGGACCUUUUGGUUGAGCUGCAGAAAUCCAUCGCAAACUCCCCCUCCCAGGCACCUCCCGUGCCCCCAAGAUACCAAGGAGCUGCUGGACAGGCAUCCAACCAGUCUGCUGCUGCUGACACCACUGCAUCCAGCACUCCCCCCAGGCCAGCACCCAGAGCCCCGCCCCGGCCUCCACCACCUGCAAUCCCCACUGCAGCCAGUGCUCCUAGAGCUGUACUGGUGGCAAAACAUAGUCCUGUCUCUGCUGGGGGGGGGGGGGGGGGCAGUGCUCCUAGAGCUGUACUGGUGGCAAAAAACAUAGUCCUGUCUCUGCUGGGGGGGGGGGGGGGCAGUGCUCCUAGAGCUGUACUGGUGGCAAAACAUA